UUGGCCUCUAUGCGCAGAAGCAUCAAUCUGGCGAUGUCUUCCGAACAGAAGAGAAACAUAGUUGUGUUUUUAUGUAUAAUAACUGUAGCUUUUUCCUAACUUGAUGUCCUGUGGUGCGUUGAGUGUAGAAAAGUUUACGAUUCUCAAUGGUUUUAAUGCGGAUCAUGAAAAGGCGUCAAAUGCUGACAGAGAGCCGAGGAUCAACACAAAACAAGACGCCAAACACAAACCUGAGUACCUGGGCGGACUGGCCGUUCUUCGGCGCAGUCUUCGACCCACUGUUAAUAAGUCCAGCAUUCAAGAACAGAGUGCAGAGUCCAUUGACGUUAGUGAGAACUCUAUAAAUUAUUCGAGUCAACCCAACAUUGAUCUAAAGUCAACUGAUUUGCGGGCGCCUUUGAAUGUGCGUAAUGGUUUCAAUGUCCAGAAAAGAUCUCUGGAUUACAAUGCUGGACAUCAGGCAGUCUUAAAAGGGUUUGAAGGCCACGGUUUUCAAGGGAAGGUCUAUGGUCCAUCAGCUGAGCACAACCCCCCACUCCAGUGAAUGGCUGUCGAUGAGGCCUCUGGUCCAGUGUAAUGACAACCUCAUGAUGUUCACUGCAUCUGGACGAGGAUACACGCAUCUACUUGUGGAUAGAGCGGGCGCCUCUCCCAUCUCCCUGUUCCAGCUGCCGCCGUCCUGUGGCUACCAUGUGAAGACUACCUGGAGAGAGAUGGUGAUGAUGGCACCAUACGAUGGAUGCUACAUCAUGCAGGAGCAUGGUAGUUAUGUCCUGCCCAUGCUGUGGUGGGGCAGCCCUGUGAAGAUCAUCUGCACAGUCCCCCACCCUGACCCCCGACCCCACCCUGUCCCCCCAAACUCUGUCCCCUCAGUACUCUGCUCCCACUUUGGCAUGGCCAUCCAGAUACACGGAGGGGAGGAGGUCAUACACACACUACAGGUCAUAGAGAACGGCGAGUGGGUGCCGUUUGUGUCUAAAGAGUGUGCCUACCAAGUGGAGUCCCACUCAGAAGACCUCAUCUUUUAUGUUCCCUUUACAGCCCCAUGUGUGACCAUCGGAAAUGGAGUUCAUCGACUGGUCCUAUUGGACGGCCAGGACUUCAUCCUCUCCUGCCCCUCACACCACCCACCUCCAUUUCCCUUCUUUCCCUCGCCUCCAUUUUCUCAACCCUUCUCUCCUGGUGACCCGCAGCAGCAGAUACCUGACCCUGUGACUUUUGCUCCCUCCACCAGCCCUCCCCUUACCUCUCCUCCCAUCACCCCAUAUACUCAACUCCCAGCCCAGGAACAGAUGCCCCAACUUCCAGCGUUCCCCCACCACCUCCCUCAUGGCAUGUAUCCCCAUUUCCCUUACGGUGGAGCUGGUUAUCACCCUCUCCUCCACCCUGGUCACGAUCCAUACCCUGGCUCCCAUCAGCUUCUCCCAGGGAGAUACCCAGGCCAGCAGCCCUUCUUCCCCAUGGGGCCUGGGACUCACCCCUACGCCUCUGGAGACCACCGUGACUCCUUUUACCUCUCCCGCCCCCUACCCACGAUCCCAUGCUUCACUAUUAUAAUAAAAUCACCCCUGGUGUCCACCGUCCUUCUAUCCAAAUGA
Salmo salar (Atlantic salmon) is the source of this 1598-nucleotide messenger RNA. The record is from RefSeq and is a predicted model, not a curated record. NCBI's taxonomy places the organism in Eukaryota, Metazoa, Chordata, Actinopteri, Salmoniformes, Salmonidae.